Molecule: messenger RNA, 1767 nt
Organism: Fusarium pseudograminearum CS3096
Lineage: Eukaryota; Fungi; Ascomycota; Sordariomycetes; Hypocreales; Nectriaceae
Exons: 3
Coding region: 1-1767 (588 amino acids)
Cellular component (GO): RNA polymerase II transcription regulator complex
Molecular function (GO): transcription cis-regulatory region binding; DNA-binding transcription activator activity, RNA polymerase II-specific
Source: RefSeq, a predicted model, not a curated record
AUGGCUUCCACAGGCACUGGAGGCACUUUGCCACCCAACUUUCUUUUGACCCCGCAACAGCAGAACCUUCUCUUUGCUGCCCUCAACUCCAAUAAGCAGCAGCUUGCUGGUUCUACCGCCAACAACGCUGUGUCUGCCCCGAACAACUCUUUCCGCAACUCCCCCAGCCAACAAAAGCCCGCUCAGGCCUCAGCUUUCCAGGAGAGUCCCUUCCUCGACAACUACGACUAUGACUUUGGCGACUCUGGCUUUGAUUUCUCCUUUGCCAGCGAGGAUCAGCCAUCUAUGAUUGGAGACCUUCCUGGUACCACCGCCGAUUCCACAAACAACGCCGCCUCUGUAGCUUUGUCAGACUCUUCAGAGACCGAGACUCCCGAGAAACGCAGCUACCCAGACGAUGAGGACGAUGAAGACAGCCCAGGUCAAGAACACAAGCGUCGCGAAAGCGCCGGCAAGGUUCCCAAGAAACCCGGCCGUAAGCCUCUUACAUCCGAGCCUAGUUCGAAACGUAAAGCUCAAAACCGAGCUGCUCAGCGUGCUUUCAGAGAACGCAAGGAGAAGCACCUGAAAGAUCUCGAGACAAAGGUCGACGAGUUGGAAAAGGCUUCCCAGGCCGCUAACCACGAGAAUGGCAUGCUGCGAGCACAGGUUGAGCGUAUGACGGCUGAACUCAACCAGUACAAGCAAAAGGUCACUGUCAUGUCAACCACCAAAUCUCUGCCUCGAGAAAAGGUUCCCUUUGGUAGUGCUGCUGUCAGCAACCUUGGCGAUGUUAACUUUCAGUUCGAAUUUCCCAAGUUUGGCAUGCUCCCAGGCCCUCCUACCAAUAAGCCUCAAGGAUCAUCACCUACAAGCCCAGACCAACAAAAGGCUCCUUACCCAAGCCCCAACAACAACAUGAACAACAACGCGCAAUCGGCACAGCAAUUUAAGGACGAUUUAGCCAAGUUCUCGGGUGUUUUUAGCCCUUCCAUGUCAAGUUCGGCCACCAACCCUUCCCGCACAAGCGUCGACUCUGGAAACUACAGCAUCAACGGCGCCUCAAGCUCCCCAUCUGCUUCAUCGCAUUCAAACACUGGUCCCAGCUCUUCUUGUGGUACCUCGCCUGAACCCUUCAACCAGUCGCCUAUGGGGUUCAAGCCUGUUGAUACGAUGACCACCAUCGGCGAGGAACAGUCCGGCCAGAACAAUGCUAGCCAAUUCGGCAAUGUGGAUCUCAACAGCACCAACUUUGACUGGCUUUCGCAACAGAAUGGUGGACAAUUUGACCCACAACUCUUUGGCGAUUACCGCGAGCCUCAAGCCAAUGUUUUGUCCAACCCAUCGUUUGACGACUUCUUCAACGAUGCUCUUGACAGUGAUUUCUUUACUCCUUACAACAUGGCACCCAACAGCCCCAAUGCCCAGGCUAACAACCAGCACAAGAAGGCUUCCAAUCUGAUCGAUCAGAUUGAUGCUCAGAAGGAGUCUUGUGACGACGAGCCCCCCAAGAAACAGAACAUGAACUGUAAUCAGCUUUGGGAGAAACUCCAAGCUUGCCCCAAGGCACAGACUGGCGAGUUCGAUCUGGACGGUCUUUGCUCCGAGCUUACCAAGAAGGCCAAGUGCUCCGGCACUGGGCCCGUGGUGGCGGAAACCGACUUUGACACCAUUCUUCAAAAAUACAUGGGCAAAGAUGUUUCCAGCAGUUGUGUUGCUGAGAAGUUGGGUGUAGAACUUUCGUCUACGAAGCCCAAUUCGGAGGCGCACCUUGGUCUAUCAGCUUGA